AUGGGUUUUCUGUUGCUUGUGUCCCUAGGUUUACUGUCGCUUGCGUCCAUUGGUUAUCUAGAUGUUGCUGCCAUUGGUACUCGGUGCAACCCUGCCAUUGGUUCUGUGGCUCUUCCUGUGAUCGGUAUUCGGUCCCUUACGUCCAAUGGUUAUGUGGCUCAUGAUGUCAUUGAUGUUCGGUCUGGUCCCUUACGUCCAAUGGUUAUGUGGCUCAUGCUGCCAUUGAUGUUCGGUCUCUUGUGUCCAUUGGUUGUCUGGCUGCUGCUGACAUUGAUGUUCAGUCUGUUGUGUCCAUUGGUUGUCUGA
Lactuca virosa is the source of this 306-nucleotide messenger RNA. The record is from the annotation of a GenBank genome assembly. Lineage: Eukaryota; Viridiplantae; Streptophyta; Magnoliopsida; Asterales; Asteraceae.